AUGGAAAAACGGAACAGUAACGGUAAAUCCUCUUUGAAAUUAGGACCAUCAAAAAAAAAAUCUACAUGUAAUUCACUGCAAUCCGUAAAAUCUUCAUUUAACGUAAAAAAGCAAAUUUCUGACGAUAGCUGGAAUUUUUCCCAUGAAAUUCGAAACACUCCGAAACCUCGUCGUCCAAACCUCGGUAAAGGCCUAGAAGAAUUUCAUAAAAAGAUAUUGACAUCUUUUACCGCCUGUUUUGUCGACCAGUAUGAUGAUGGUGUUGGCAUUAAGACGAUUUUCAAAGAACCAAGGAAAACGCGCGUUUUGAAGUUUCCACCAGAAUUGACCGCAUCAAC
Messenger RNA from Ambispora gerdemannii, 338 nucleotides. NCBI's taxonomy places the organism in Eukaryota, Fungi, Glomeromycota, Glomeromycetes, Archaeosporales, Ambisporaceae. The record is from the annotation of a GenBank genome assembly.